Ciona intestinalis (vase tunicate) is the source of this 764-nucleotide messenger RNA. Lineage: Eukaryota; Metazoa; Chordata; Ascidiacea; Phlebobranchia; Cionidae. The record is from RefSeq and is a predicted model, not a curated record.
CUUCGCUGAACAUUAAUGUUGUGAAUGAAAAGUUGUUAUGAAGUGAAACGUGCAACGUAAAACAGACACAAGCUCGACUUCACUCGUAGCAGGAAUGAGUAGCAGUGGUAGCAGUGAAGAAGAUGAACCAACUACGAGAGACAAACGCACACUGGAUAUGAAUCAUGGUUUUCUUUAUCAUAUAAGAAGAAACCAGUAUGACCGGGACAACUAUGAUAAGAAGGUGAAAAAUGAUCGAAUUAACAAGAAAGCACAAGUGAAUCGGAACUACCGACCUGAAAAUAAGCACUACCAACCCCCUUCUAAACGAGGUGAUAAAAAUGAUGAAUCCUCAAGAACAGACAAAGGAAAAAGUUUAUUUAAACUGGAAUACACAUCGGAUAAUGGAAAAGUCCACUCAAUAAUGGUCAAAGAAAAUGAUGAACCACUCAGGCUGGCAAAGAGAUUGGUCAACACUGCAGGAAUUCCUCCAGACCUUCUGGAAACACUGGAGUGGAAAAUAAGCCAAGAACAGUUGAAGCGAAAAAAAUGAUGAUACUGAAAAAGCUUUCUUAAAUGCUGGUUUUAAGUUAGCAUGCAUGUCGGAAUUUUUGCUGUUUUUUCUGAUGGCAACUGUUUUCAUUUACUUGUGUAUGAAAUAACUCAUUCAUUACUUUCAGUAAAUGAAUUUUAUUAGGUGAAUAAAAGCCAAAUAGAUCUAAGAUAAUUAAACUAUAUGACUUUUGCUGAUAAAGAUAUGAAUUACCAGUAUUUGCAAUUAAUAA